AUGCACAGAGUUGGGUUAGGGCUCAGGCUGCUGCUGCUGCUGUGCUGCACGGCGGUGUGUGUGUCUGCGAUGAGGAGAGAGUACUAUCUCAAAAUAGAGGAGAUAAACUGGAACUACGCUCCGUCUGGGAUGAACGUCAUUCAGAACCACACACUGCAGGAAGACGAAGAAGCCGCAGUCUUCCUGGUGAAAGGCCCCCAGCGUAUCGGCCCCAUCUACAAGAAGGCUGUGUACAAGCAGUACAGCGACGCCACCUACAGCACAGAGGUGGUGAAGCCGGCGUGGCUGGGCUACCUGGGACCCCUGCUGUCCGCUGAGGAGGGUGACACAGUGGUGAUCCACCUGAAGAACACGGCAUCCAGAGCUUACAGCAUCCACCCACAUGGACUCAGCUACAGCAAGGGAAACGAGGGGGCCUGGUACCCAGACAGUACUGAUGCAGAGCAGAAGCGGGACGACUGGGUGGCUCCUGGGACGACGGUAAUGUACGAGUGGACCCUCCCAGAGUCCCACGGCCCUGCAACCGAGGACGGCAACUGCCUCAGCAGAUUCUACCACUCACAUGUCGCUUCUCCCAGAGACAUCGCCUCAGGGCUGAUAGGACCCCUCAUCACCUGUAAGCCAGGAACUCUGGACCUGCAUGGCGACAGGACAGGAGACUAUCUGUACGCUCUCAUGUUCAUGGUAUCAGAUGAAAACUUCAGCUGGUACCUGGACGACAACAUCAGGACACAUAUCCCCCACCCUGUCAAUGGUCUGAAGGAUGAUGAGGAUUUCAUAGAGAGCAACAAGAUGCAUGGUAUAAAUGGCUAUCUGUAUGGUAACCUGCCUGGGCUGAGUGUGUGCCAAGGCAACAAAAUCCACUGGUAUUUAUUCGGAAUGGGCAAUGAGGUGGACUUGCACUCAGUUCACUUCCACGGGCAGAUCCUGACCAGCGAGAAGCGUCACACAGACACGAUCAGCCUCUUCCCCGGCACCAGCGCCGCGGCAGAGAUGGUCGCUGACAACCCUGGACACUGGCUGCUGUCCUGCAGCGUUAAUGACCAUCUCAUGGCGGGCAUGCAGGCUUUGUUCGAAAUCAAGAAGUGUUUCCCCAAUGUCCAUAAGCCCCGCCCACACGGUGAGCUCAGACAGUUCUUCAUCGCUGCAGAGGAAGAAGUCUGGGAUUACGCUCCUGUACAGUCUACUGAUGGCGAGGCUGAGACAUAUCUAACCAAAGGUCCCAACCGCAUCGGCAGCCGAUAUAAAAAGGUCCGCUACGUUGAGUACACUGACAACACCUUCCUGACCAAGAUGCUGCGCAGCCCAGAGGAGGAACAUCUUGGAAUUCUGGGUCCAGUGCUGCGAGCUGAGGAGAAGGACACUAUCAGGGUGGUGUUUAAGAACAAGGCUGGCCGGGCUUACUCCAUUCAGCCACACGGUGUCCAGUACAGCAUAGAGCAGGACGGGACACUCUAUCACAAUGAACUGGAAGAGUCCUACACGGCUAAGAAACUGCGUGAGCUGAGGAGGGAACCAAGGGUGGUGACGCCUCCCCCGGCGGCUCUGGUCAAACCAGGCACGGUGUACACCUACGAGUGGACGGUGCCGGUGGAUGCUGGGCCAGUAGAAGGGGAUGCUGACUGUCUGACUUACCUCUACUACUCUGCGGUGGAUCCCGUCAAAGACACCAGCUCCGGACUGGUCGGACCCCUCCUCAUCUGUCGGCCUAACACCCUGAAGAAGGGAGUGCAGAAAAACUACGAUAAAGAGUUCCACCUCCUGGCUACAGUGUUCGACGAGAACUUGAGCUGGUAUCUGGACGACAACAUUAGGACCUACACCACCGCUCCCAACACUGUCAACAAGGAGGACGAGGACUUUAUAGAGAGCAACAGGAUGCACGCCAUCAACGGCUUUUUGUAUAGGAACCUUCCAGGCCUGACGAUGUGUAAGGGGGACAAAGUGUCGUGGCACCUGUCAGGUCUGGGCUCGGAGCCGGACAUCCACAGCCUUUAUUUCAACGGGAACCGCUUCAUCUACCGGCAGAACAGACGAGACAGCAUCAGCCUGUUCCCUCACAUCUCACACACUGUCACUAUGGAGCCGGAUAGCAUGGGUGAGUUUGAGGUGGCGUCUGCUACAGUGAACGACUACACCGGCGGGAUGCGAGCCAACUACACGGUGAAGAAGUGCAGCAUCUUUCACCGGCAGAGCGAGACCAUGUUCCACUCCAAAACCUACUACAUCGCCGCCAUGGAAAUGGAGUGGGACUACGCUCCGAACCGCACCUGGGAGACAGAGAUGUUCAGGGGACUACAUGACAGCCCUGCCCCGAUAUAUCUAGACAAGCAGAAUAAGUUUAUUGGUGGUCGUUACAAGAAGGUGGUCUACCGCCAGUUCACCAACGACAAGUUCACCACACAGGUGCAAAGACCUCCUGAUAUGGAGCACCUCGGCAUUAUAGGUCCUAUGAUCCAUGCUGACGUGGGCGAUAAGGUGAAGAUAGUUUUUAAGAACAUGGCGACCAGAGCGUACUCCAUCCAUGCCCACGGAGUAAAGACAGAAAGCCCCGAUGUCCACCAGACCCAACCAGGGGAGACUCACACAUACUACUGGUAUGUUACCAAGGCAACAGGGCCAACCCAAGAACAGGAGGAGUGCGCUGUUGGGGCGUACUACUCUACUGUUGAUGUCACCAAGGACCUGUACAGUGGUCUGAUUGGUCCGUUGGUGAUCUGCCGCCGUAGCUGGGCCAGGAGUCUGGGUCUGAAGAAGGAAGUGGAGGAGUUUGCCCUGCUCUUCAUGGUGUUUGAUGAGAACAAGAGUUGGUACCUGGAUGAAAACAUCAGGACCCAGAUCAGGACUCCUGCCAGAAACCUGAAAGAAGAUGAAGAUUUUAUAGAGAGCAACAAAAUGCACAGUAUUAAUGGUUUUGUGUACGCUAACCUAAAUGGUUUGAACAUGGAAGUGGGUGAUAAGGUGUACUGGUAUCUGAUGGGAAUGGGCAAUGAAGUGGACUUACAUGGUGCACACUGGCACGGCCACAGCGUCGAAUAUAAGUUGGGUGGAGGCCCUCAUCGCACUGAUGUCUUUCAGCUGUUUCCAGCCACUUUCCAGACAGUGAAGAUGCGUCCGCAGUAUCCUGGUACUUGGCUGCUCCACUGUCACGUCAUUGACCACAUCAAAGGUGGCAUGCAGGCGCUGUAUACUGUCACUGAAAAAGCAAGAGGAGGCAGAUUUUUGGGAUGAACAACAGAGGGAAGUGGAUCAGUGUCUCGGGAGAAGGAAAAGAAAAACGUUAACAGAGUAGGAUCAGUCCAAAGAUAAUUUCACUGACUAUAAUCCCUCUCAGGUUACAAUGAAAUAGGAUUACCAGUCACACACGUUUAACAAAGACCCCUAACGCUUGGAUUUUAUAUUGAAAUGUUGCCUUACACCUUUUAUGUUUUCCAAAUGUCUCACAAGAAAAUGUGUAAAAUGUCUUUUUCACUUGAAAUAAAACCAAA
Molecule: messenger RNA, 3488 nt
Organism: Myripristis murdjan (pinecone soldierfish)
Lineage: Eukaryota; Metazoa; Chordata; Actinopteri; Holocentriformes; Holocentridae
Gene: cp
Product: ceruloplasmin
Exons: 24
Coding region: 1-3231 (1076 amino acids)
Biological process (GO): iron ion transport
Cellular component (GO): plasma membrane
Molecular function (GO): oxidoreductase activity; copper ion binding
Source: RefSeq, a predicted model, not a curated record